Messenger RNA from Phalaenopsis equestris, 1860 nucleotides. RefSeq lists its product as uncharacterized. The transcript is spliced from 12 exons. NCBI's taxonomy places the organism in Eukaryota, Viridiplantae, Streptophyta, Magnoliopsida, Asparagales, Orchidaceae. Gene Ontology annotation, biological process: SNARE complex assembly. Gene Ontology annotation, molecular function: SNARE binding. The record is from RefSeq and is a predicted model, not a curated record. Gene Ontology annotation, cellular component: endosome; lytic vacuole. Bases 265 to 1689 code for a protein of 474 amino acids.
ACUUUAAUUAAAGCAGGCAUCACCUGGGUUGGCCUUAUUCAUCCGAACCCGCGCCGCACGUGACCAACUCCAGCGUCCACGGUAUCGCUCGACGAAACCCUUCUUCAUCCUCCGAGAAAUCACAGACGGAAUACCAAUCUCAGAUCCUUUUUCCAUUGAUCAUUUGUUUUUGGGAUUAGAUUUGGAAUCGCAAUCCUUUCUUUUUGAUCAACUAAAAGCCCUAUAUCUCUCUCUCUGAAUCGAAUGCCAGAUAGAUAACCUGCAAUGGAUAGAAUGAUUUCUAAGAAACCAAGCAGCUGCGCCAUAUGUGAGAACUCAAACCUCCCCUCCUUUUGCGCCGGUUGCGUCAAUUACAGAUUAAACGAAUGCUACGCUUCCCUAAGAUCUCAGCAGAGCAAGCGGAACUCUCUUUACGCGAGGCUGGAGAGGACGCUGGAGGCAAAGAGAAAAAUGGAAGAGCAACUGAAUUGGAGACUCGAGCAAAAAGCAAGAAUAAGAAAGUUGAAGGAGCGACUGCAGAGCAUGCAGAAGCAGCUCUCGCAAGAAAGAACAAUGGUUGCAAAAGAAUCAGAAGAUUUAAAGAAAAAAACUGAGUUCGUGGAGUCUGCUUUCUCAAGGUUGAAACAAAGUCGAGCUGAUCUCGAGAACAAUUUUCACAGUCUGAAGUGCACUCAUGAAUUCAGGCUUAUGGCAAUCAGCUCUGAACUCCUGCACAAACAAGCAGUGGUGGUGAAACAAAUAUGCAGCCUUUUUCCUAUGUGCCGGAAAAACUAUGACGCGGAGAAAAGGAAUGGUUCAAACGGUUCAUAUGAUACAAUAUGUGGUGCUCGUUUGCCUAGAGGACUUGAUCCACAUUCAGUUCCAACUGAUGAGCUUUCAGCAUCAUUAGGAUAUAUGAUUCAACUUCUGAAUCUUGUCAUUCCAAGCCUAGCUGUUCCAACUCUGCACAAUUCAGGUUUUGCGGGUUCUUGUUCGCGCAUAUGGCAACGAGAUUCUUAUUGGGAGGCACGUCCAUCCUCUCAAAGCAAGGAAUACCCACUUUUUCUACCUCGGCAAAAUUUCUAUUCUUCUACUGGCGAUGCCUCUUGGUCGGAAAGAAGUUCCAGUAACUUUGGUGUUUCUUCAGUAGAAUCAGAGAAGAAGCAUUCUUUGGAUUCUGCUCCAAGUACUAGCUUUAAUUACUCCACUGCCUUUGCAUGUUCUAUAGAGACCCAACAGGAUUUGCAGAAAGGGAUUUCACUGCUCAAAAAAAGUGUGGCAUGUAUUACAACAUAUUGCAAUAAUAUAUAUUGCUUGGAGACAUCGACAGCAGCUUCCACUUUUGAAGCAUUUGCCAAAGUAUUGGCCACUUUGUCUUCUUCUAAGGAAAUGAAGGCCAAGUUGGCAAAAUCAAAGUCCGAUAAUCAACUACAGCCACUGAACAAAUCAGCAUGGAAUGUAAACUCCACUGCAUCUACCAGUUCUUUGCUUGACAGUGUGCAUAGUAUGAUUAUAAUGGGAAGCACUCGAAAUAAUCUCUCAAACUCUGCUGCCAGUUUUCUUUAUGCUGAUACUUCCGAGACCAGAAAAUCAGAAACCUUGGUGGAUGGAUGGGACCUGAUUGAACACCCUAUACUUCCUCGACCAUCUCAACCUGAAGACAUCGAACACUGGACGCGGGCCAUGUUCAUUGACGCAUCCAGUAAAUAGCAUUGGCGGCAUGGCUUGUAAUUCUUUUGUACAUAAAUUUAUUUGUCUCAAAUGUUAUAUUUGUCCAUGGUAAGCGUCCUUGGAUGGUAGCCUUUGAUCCAAAAAAUUGGUUUUUUAAUAUAUAUACAUGAAUUAAAAAUGGUAAAUAUUUGGCAUGCAGUUCUGAUUUUA